CAUGUCGUCUGCUUCGCGAGCUCAACACGGCUGUCGAUAAAAUGGCGGAAUCACCAAUAACUGUCCAAUUAGGUGGAGGAACCACCGAUAUUCCAUUUCGAUCGACCAAUCAAAACGAAAAGAGCAAACGUUUCUUCAUUCUGAUUGGUUGACGCAAUUCUUUGAGGCAUCUCUAGUAUCUCGAUGAUCAUAGUCAAAAAAGAUGUAUACAAAGACGCAUGUCACUUUGGCUAUAGAUACAGAGUUGUAUUAUUUAGUCGUAUAAUUUUCAGUUCAAAUUUUUGUUAUAUUAGAAAACUCUUAUGCAAAAUUAUUUAGAUGAGUUAGUCUGUAAUUAAGUAAUACUUGCUUUAUAUCGUGAAUUUAGAAAUUAUCUUCAGUUUUGAAUAAUAGAGAUACAUAGAUACCAUGUCCAGAAGAAAAGGUGUUUCACUCGAUGAGAAACGUUUAAGAAUAAUACAAAUAUUUCAUGAAAAAAAAGAAUUCUUUACGCUAAAGGAAAUUGAAAAAAUUGCUUCAAAGGAAAAGAAAAUUGUGGUGCAAUCUGUUCAAGAUGUACUACAAGCAUUGGUGGAUGAUGGUUUAGUACAAUCUGAGAAAAUUGGCAAUUCUAUAUUCUUUUGGAAAUUUCCAGGACAAAAUAUUGCUGCAACGGAAUGCAAAAUAGCAGAUACAAGCAAAAAGAUAGUUGAAACAGAAUUUAAACUUCAAAAGCUGAAGGAAGAGAUACAGAAAGAAAAGGAAUUAAAGAAUGAUACAGAGGAGAGGAGAAUAUUAUUGGAAGAAGUGGAAUGUUUAAAGAAAGAGGAACAAGAAAUUCAAAAGCAAAUUGCCAAAUUCAGUGUUAUCAAUCCAGAAGAAAUUGCAGAAAUAAAAAGGAAAGCACAGAGGGCCAAAGACCUAGCAAAUAUAUGGACGGACAACAUUUUUGCUAUACAGAGCUGGUCCAGAACUAAGUUUAACAUCUCGGAACAAGAUCUCAAUAAGCAAUUUAAUAUUCCUGAUGGCUUGGAUUACAUAGAAUAAGUCUCAUUCUCUGCUAGCUUGUAAUUUGUUAUUAACAAAUUAUUUUUUUUAUUUUUUUUU
Camponotus floridanus (Florida carpenter ant) is the source of this 1086-nucleotide messenger RNA. Its product is annotated as meiotic nuclear division protein 1 homolog. Gene Ontology annotation, molecular function: double-stranded DNA binding. Lineage: Eukaryota; Metazoa; Arthropoda; Insecta; Hymenoptera; Formicidae. The transcript has 5 exons. Gene Ontology annotation, biological process: reciprocal meiotic recombination. The record is from RefSeq and is a predicted model, not a curated record. Bases 409 to 1026 code for a protein of 205 amino acids.